This is a messenger RNA of Spodoptera exigua (beet armyworm), 1598 nucleotides long. Lineage: Eukaryota; Metazoa; Arthropoda; Insecta; Lepidoptera; Noctuidae. The record is from the annotation of a GenBank genome assembly.
CGCAGCUCACAGCAAGGUGCUCGUCAAUCCAACAGCAAAACUUUACGUCGAGUUAUCACGAUGCGUUACUGCGUGGCCGCUCUGUGGCUGUCCGCACUGACCACCCUCGCGGUGGCGGCGGCAGACGACGCCCACCACGAGCCAGCACCGCCACAGACUGACAACGAAAUAGAAUUAAGCGAAGAGGAGAAGCGCGCCUGGUCCAGCCUGCAUGGCGGCGGCGGCUGGGGCAAGCGGGGCUGGCAGGACAUGAGCUCCGCCUGGGGCAAGCGUGCGUGGCAGGACCUCAACUCUGCCUGGGGCAAGCGGGGCUGGAACGACAUGAGCUCGGCUUGGGGCAAGCGAGCUUGGCAAGACCUCAACUCCGCUUGGGGCAAACGCGCGUGGAGGGACAUGUCACAGUCUCCUUGGGGCAAACGUGGCUGGCAAGACAUGAGCUCUGCCUGGGGCAAGCGGGGCUGGAAUGACAUGAGCUCGGCAUGGGGCAAGCGAGGCUGGAACGACAUGAGCUCUGCCUGGGGCAAGCGAGCCUGGAAUGACAUGAGCUCGGCGUGGGGCAAGCGAGGCUGGAACGACAUGAGCUCUGCCUGGGGCAAGCGAGGACCUGAAAAGUGGGCCAACUUCCACGGAUCCUGGGGCAAGCGCACCGCGGAGCCUGACUACGAAGAGAUUGACGCGGCUAUCGAACAACUGAUUCCCAUUCAACAGCUGUCGGAGAGCGAGCGAAUGGAAGCACCCGAGAAGAAGGCGUGGUCAGCACUGCACGGCGCGUGGGGCAAGCGACCUGUCAAGCAGGCUCAGUACAACAGCGGAUCGUAUUACUGGAAGCGAGAGCCAGCCUGGACUAACCUAAGAGGCAUGUGGGGCAAGCGCUCGCCGCAGGCGGACGCCGACGCGGUAGAUGAUGACCACGAGAGCAGUGCGCGGGACGAGGCCUAGACUACCGGAAACUGUAUCAUAUUAUAUAACUAAAUAAAACUAAUAUUGCAUAACAACUGUCAUAUCUUAGGUACAUCUGUCUGUCUGUCCACGUCACUGUGUCUAGCGUGUCUUCAUGUACCAGUGCUUCAUAGGUCUCUUCAUGAGCGUGCUCUGAACUAACGCUUGUAUCAGUCACACUGCAUCGCACUGGACAUUGUUAUUAUUGUAGAUAAGGUUUUGUUAUAUAGUUAUCAUAAAUUACUGAAGAUAAACAUAUUUGUUUUGCUCUGUGGUAUCACUUGAAUAUUUAAUGUAUGUAAAAUGCGCGCCAUUUUUAUUUUCAAUAGUUAGACCACAGAGUAUAGAGCGACGUGCAAUCCGUUUCACUUCCAACCAGUGGGACGCAUUCUCGUUGUCGGUGGAGUUCCUAUAGCUUGCUGCCUCCGUUGUCGCCCGCGCCACACGCGUGACGCGUUGUUGCGCCGUGCAAUGUUUAUCAGCAGUUUGUGAGUCCCGCGCUCCGCUACCAAACAAUACUCGUACAAAUUGUAGUCGUUACUAUGUCACCUUCUAGUGUAAACGAAAUUUUUAUCAAAUAUAUUUACAUUAAGACAUUUAUUUUUACGACGUUUAAUAUAUUGUGUGGCGGCUGUCGCCGCUGUAACUCUAAGUGUCAU